GGAAGCUGAAGGACUGGUAGGCCACCCCUGAGUGGCUCCUCAGCAAUGCUCAGAGUCUGAGACAAAAUGGUCCUCCACCAAGGCCUCACAUUCAUGAAAGAAGAGAACUCCCACGCGAGCCAUACCUUCAUGUUCAGAUGGUCUCACCACUGGCUCAGGGCCUGACCAUGGCAGUACCAAGCCACCCACUGAUGGCACUCAUAGACCCCAGGAAGGGAAAGACAAGCAAGUGUCGUCAGAAAGAUGCUGUUCUUUGUCAUAGAUGAUCCUGACUUUGAAAGGGAUGAAUCUGACACACAGAGGAGAGUGGGGGGAUUCCCAGUAAGAGAAGACCUCUCUGAUGUGACCGAUGAGGACACUGGCUCUGCCCAGCCACCCUCACCCUCCAAACCCCCAGUCUCUGCUUUCAGACUGAAAAAUGACUCAGACCUCUUUGGUCUGGGCCUGGAGGAGACUGGACCUAAGGAAAGAAGUGAUGAAGAUAAAGACGGCAAGCUUCCCUCUAAAGAGAAGAAGAAAAAGAAGAAGAAAGGCAAAGAGGAGGAAGAAAAGGCUCCAAAAAUGAAAAGCAAACACAAGAACAAGGAUAAAGAGCAAGGCAAGGAGGAUCGGAGGAAGAAGAGGAAGCCCCCUUGGAGCAAGGAACAGAAGGUUGCAGAUGAGCUGGAAGCCUUCCUGGGGGCCGGCAGGGCUCCUGGAAGCCACCACCCAGGAGGUGGGGACUAUGAGGAGCUCUAGGCUGCCAGAGGCAGUUGGUUUUUCUGGGAAGAGGGGAACUGCCAGUGACUGAUUUGGGGAGGCUGCUGCCU
Messenger RNA from Alexandromys fortis (reed vole), 809 nucleotides. RefSeq names its product rab-like protein 6. The coding region runs from base 244 to 738 and encodes 164 amino acids. Gene Ontology annotation, molecular function: GTP binding. Gene Ontology annotation, cellular component: nucleus; cytosol. Lineage: Eukaryota; Metazoa; Chordata; Mammalia; Rodentia; Cricetidae. The record is from RefSeq and is a predicted model, not a curated record. The transcript has a single exon.